AUGAAGAGCAGUUAUUACAGGUUAAUCUUUGUUAGUUUAAUAUCGUUGUUGGUGCUUACUAAAUCAGCAAAUGGAUUCAUCCAUCCAUUGUCGAUCAAAAAUCGACAUUUCAUUGAUUCUGUGACAAAUGAGCCAUUUUUUAUUAAAGGUGUUGAUUAUCAACCAGGAGGAUCAUCAGGAGUUAAUACAGAGAAGGAUCCAUUAUCAGAUGCAGAUGUUUGUGCUCGAGAUAUAAUACUAUUUCAAGAGUUGGGAAUUAAUACAAUUCGAGUAUAUUCAGUGAAUCCAAAUUUGAAUCAUGAUAAAUGUAUGACAUUAUUGGCAGUUGCAGGAAUUUAUUUAGUGUUGGAUAUCAAUUCGCCACUAGAGAACCAGCAUCUACACCGAUAUCAGCCUUGGACAACAUAUAAUUCAGAGUAUUUGAAACAUGUAUUUAAAGUGGUUGAAGUGUUUUCGUCGUAUAAUAACACAUUGGGGUAUUUUGCGGGAAAUGAAAUUAUUAAUGAUAAGACAUCCGCAGAAGCAUCACCUAUAUAUGUGAAAGGGUUAAUCCGAGAUAUUAAACAAUAUAUUUUAAAAAACUCACCAAGAGUUAUACCAGUUGGAUAUUCAGCAGCCGAUGAUUUGAACUUUCGAAUAUCGUUGGCCAAGUAUUUGGAAUGCUCAAUUGAUGGAAACAAUGAAUUAUCAAUAGAUUUUUAUGGGGUAAAUUCGUAUCAAUGGUGUGGUAAGCAAACGUUUUAUACCAGUGGAUAUAACAUAUUGGUGGAUGAUUAUAAAGAGUUUACUAAACCCUUAUUCUUAUCAGAAUAUGGAUGCAAUGAAGUCAAGCCUAGAAUGUUUGAAGAAACAGACGCAAUAUAUUCCAAAGAUAUGAAUAAAGUGUUUUGUGGAGGAUUGGUGUAUGAAUUCACACAGGGGCCUAAUAAUUACGGGUUAGUUGAUGUUGAUGAUGAUGGAAAUGUUCAUAUUUUAGAAGAUUUCAAUCAUUUGAAAGAUCAGUUUAGUAAGAAAAAAUUCAAUCUAAAUCUUAACCUUAAUAAUAACAAUAAUAAUAAUAAUCUUAUUAAUAGUAAUCAGAAAAUACCAGAGUGUGAAUUAAAUUAUGACAAUUUAAAAGUUGAUUCAGCUAUUCCAGAAUGCGUCGGACAAAAUGAGUUGGAUAGUUUGAGCAAAAACAAAGGAAAUUUUGUUCCCUUAACCGAGGAAGACUUGAUAACAUCGUAUACAAUCUAUGAUGUUAAUGGAAAUACGUAUCCAAGAAAGAAGUAUGUGCAUGUUAUGAGCUACGCAAAGACAGGGAACAAGCAGACAAAUUCGAACAGGAUGGAUGGUGACUUGGAAAAAAGCAGCAUUGGGGUCAAUGCUGGAAGCUACAUUAGCAGUGGCAAUGAGGUUAUUGGAAUCACCAACAACGAAGAUACUGAAGAGAAACCAAAGAAAAGAGGCCCAUUUGCGUUUUUGUUCAGAAACGAAGGUGAGUAA
Molecule: messenger RNA, 1485 nt
Organism: Ascoidea rubescens DSM 1968
Lineage: Eukaryota; Fungi; Ascomycota; Saccharomycetes; Ascoideales; Ascoideaceae
Gene: GAS4
Product: 1,3-beta-glucanosyltransferase
Exons: 4
Coding region: 1-1485 (494 amino acids)
Biological process (GO): fungal-type cell wall (1->3)-beta-D-glucan biosynthetic process
Cellular component (GO): fungal-type cell wall; cytoplasm
Molecular function (GO): 1,3-beta-glucanosyltransferase activity
Source: RefSeq, a predicted model, not a curated record